Messenger RNA from Mustela erminea (ermine), 3025 nucleotides. It is a transcript of the gene YES1, whose product is annotated as YES proto-oncogene 1, Src family tyrosine kinase. Gene Ontology annotation, molecular function: signaling receptor binding; ATP binding; non-membrane spanning protein tyrosine kinase activity. The record is from RefSeq and is a predicted model, not a curated record. The transcript is spliced from 12 exons. Gene Ontology annotation, cellular component: extrinsic component of cytoplasmic side of plasma membrane. NCBI's taxonomy places the organism in Eukaryota, Metazoa, Chordata, Mammalia, Carnivora, Mustelidae. Gene Ontology annotation, biological process: cell surface receptor protein tyrosine kinase signaling pathway; innate immune response; cell differentiation. The coding region runs from base 349 to 1974 and encodes 541 amino acids.
GCCGGCCCCGCGCGCAGGUAGCCGCAGCCCCCGCCCUCGCCCCCGCCCCGCCCUCGCCCCCGCCCCGCCCCCGCCGAGGAGGGGCGGAGCCGGGAGUGAGGGCGGGCGCCGCGCGCAGUGGAGGUGGAGAGUGAGGCCGAGGGGUGGGGGAGCCCGGGAAUUCCCUCCUCCUGAAGUAACGAGUGCGGGGCGGCUGUGCCGUCGUCGCUGCAGCCGGGCGCUCGGGACGAGGAGGUGGAGGAGGGAGAGGGCCCCGCGGGCCUCGCCUCCGCCCGCCGCCCCCUCCUCGCCAGCCCGAGCCGCGGUAGCGGCGACUCAUGAGAGCGCGGCUGGAGGGCAGAUUUGAUAAUGGGCUGCAUUAAAAGUAAAGAGAACAAAAGUCCAACCAUUAAAUAUAGAACCGAAAACACUCCAGAACCUGUCAGUAGCAGUGUCAGCCAUUAUGGAGCAGAACACACUGCAGUGGCACCAUCAUCUUCAACAAAGGGAGCAUCUGUUAAUUUUAGCAGUCUUUCCAUGACACCAUUUGGAGGAUCCUCAGGGGUGACACCUUUUGGAGGAGCAUCUUCUUCAUUCUCAGUGGUGCCAAGUUCAUAUCCUGCUGGUUUAACAGGUGGUGUUACUAUAUUUGUGGCCUUAUAUGAUUAUGAAGCUAGAACUACAGAAGACCUUUCAUUCAAGAAAGGUGAACGGUUUCAAAUAAUUAACAACACGGAAGGAGACUGGUGGGAAGCAAGAUCUAUUGCUACAGGAAAGAAUGGCUAUAUCCCUAGCAAUUAUGUAGCCCCUGCAGAUUCCAUUCAGGCAGAAGAAUGGUAUUUUGGCAAAAUGGGCAGAAAAGACGCCGAAAGAUUACUUUUGAAUCCUGGGAAUCAACGAGGUAUUUUCUUAGUAAGAGAGAGUGAAACUACUAAAGGUGCUUAUUCUCUCUCUAUCCGUGAUUGGGAUGAGGUAAGAGGUGACAAUGUGAAACACUAUAAAAUUAGGAAACUUGACAACGGUGGAUACUAUAUCACAACCAGAGCACAAUUUGAUACUCUGCAGAAGUUGGUAAAACACUACACAGAACAUGCUGAUGGUUUAUGCCAUAAGUUAACAACCGUGUGUCCUACUGUGAAACCCCAGACUCAAGGUCUGGCAAAAGAUGCUUGGGAAAUUCCUCGAGAAUCUUUGCGACUAGAGGUUAAAUUAGGACAAGGAUGUUUUGGUGAAGUAUGGAUGGGGACAUGGAAUGGAACCACGAAAGUAGCAAUCAAAACACUAAAGCCAGGUACAAUGAUGCCAGAAGCUUUUCUUCAAGAGGCUCAGAUAAUGAAAAAAUUAAGACAUGAUAAACUUGUUCCACUAUAUGCUGUUGUUUCUGAAGAGCCAAUUUACAUUGUCACUGAGUUCAUGUCAAAAGGGAGUUUAUUGGAUUUCCUGAAGGAGGGAGAUGGAAAGUUUUUGAAGCUCCCACAACUGGUUGAUAUGGCUGCUCAGAUUGCUGAUGGUAUGGCGUAUAUUGAAAGAAUGAAUUAUAUUCAUCGAGAUCUUCGGGCUGCUAAUAUUCUUGUAGGAGAAAAUCUUGUUUGCAAAAUAGCAGAUUUUGGUUUAGCAAGGUUAAUUGAAGACAAUGAAUAUACAGCAAGACAAGGUGCAAAGUUUCCAAUCAAAUGGACAGCUCCCGAGGCUGCACUAUAUGGUCGAUUUACAAUAAAGUCUGAUGUAUGGUCAUUUGGUAUUCUACAGACAGAGCUGGUAACAAAGGGCAGAGUGCCAUAUCCAGGUAUGGUAAACCGCGAAGUGCUAGAACAGGUGGAACGAGGAUACAGGAUGCCUUGCCCUCAGGGCUGCCCGGAAUCUCUACAUGAAUUGAUGAACCUUUGUUGGAAGAAGGACCCUGAUGAAAGACCAACAUUUGAAUAUAUUCAGUCCUUCUUGGAAGACUACUUCACUGCUACAGAGCCACAGUACCAGCCAGGAGAAAAUUUAUAAUCCAAGUAGCCUUUUAUAUGCACACAUCUGCCAAAAUGUAAAGAACUUGUGUAGACUUCCUUACUUUACAUACAGGAAUCAAAAGAAGAAAGUUUUCUUCACUCUGCAUGUUUUUAAUGGUAAACUGGAAUUCCAGAUACGGUUGCACAAACUGCUUUUUUUUUUUUCCCAAGUGUUAAACUCUAAAAUACCAAUGAUGAAUUUUCCAACUUAUUUCAGGGUCCAAAGAAAGUACAGUUAAUGAUACUGAUGACCGUGUGAGUGAUAGCAUGACCAUGAAGAACAACAAGGCUGCUUCUUUAUAAAUCACUUCCUUUCUUUUAUUCCCCAAACUCAGAGUCAUUAAGAGGAAAGUGUGUAUCAUUAUAGACAAAACUUGGGAGAUAAAAACAGGUAUACCAUAAUAAAAUCUAAAGUCAAGGAACUUUAUAGGACCAAACAAUUCCAUUCCAGUUUUUAUAAAGAUGUCUUCCAUUCAUUGUUCUCACAAGCUUUUUCAAAGUUGAACAGUUAGUAUACAAUCUUAUUAAUAUCUACCUUCUUUUGCAUGGAAAUGCACCAGGUUUUUAGAAGCAAAAAGGAAUAUAAACAGCAUCUAAAACUUGAUUAAAUGUUAGACGACAGUAGUGACAUUUGAAAGUAUAAUGCACUAUGUUAAUACUCAUACUCAUGGAACUGGAAAGUAGAAAUUUUUCACUUUGAUUAAUCAUUUUCUGAAUAGCUCAGUUUAGAAUAAUGAAGGUAACUAGAAAGUGAGUUAAUCUUUUAUAAGGUUGUAUUGAUUUUCUUUAAGGCACUAUAUAAUUGAAGUUGUACUGUCCAAUCCAAGGGAAAAUCUUUUAAUAUUUAGAUAACAUGAAAAAAUAAGACCCGAUAUUUAAACAGUCCUUUUGAAAAAGUAGACUGGUACUGUGAGAUAUUUCUAGUAUGAACUUACGGUGAUGGGUGCCACAAAUAUGAAAUAUCACUAGAUCAGGGACUUGAAUGCACUUUUGCUAUUCCUGAAUAUAGACUGACAGAGAGGAAAAUAUUUAAAAGAAAUAUGAGAAAA